UAUAUCUACAACAAUUCAAUCCUGACACCCCGGCGCGUUUCGUCUUUUCCCUUUGGACUUGUCAGGGCCGGCAUUCAUGCCCAUUCUGCAACUGAGGACAACGGACACGGGCUGAAUAACCGGGUUCCUCUGGCGUGAGAGCCGGAGCUGGAUCAUCUGGGCUGAUCGCGCUUAGGUCCAUGUGGAUGGAGAAAGAGUACGCAAAUAAAGCGAGCGGAGCUCUUUCCGAAAUGUGACAUUUUUUGUCCUGUCUCCCAUCACACUUGACUACUGUGCAUCUGCCUUCGUUCUCCAUUGGAUUUGUUUACAUCGAUUAAGAGAUGGCGUUCCACCCAGUCCUCCUCCUGCUGCUGCUGACUGUUACCCAUCGUGCCAACAGUCAAGACUCGGAUGACUCUGAGGCUCUCCCAAGAGGCUGUGGCUGGGGCCUUGUGCGUCCCUACACCCUCCUCUGUGACCUGGACUCCAUAUGGGGUGUGGCUGUUGAGUCAGUGGCUGCUGGUGGGGUGCUGGCUGCCCUCUUGUUAGCCUUAGUCCUGCUGUGCCGCUUACACCACAUUAGUGAGGCUGAGAAGCGUAGUGGCGUUGGACCCAUCCUCCUGCUUCUCCUGGGCAUCCUUGGUUUGUUUGGCCUGAGCUUUGCUUACCUGAUUGAGCAGGAUGAGUCAUUAUGUCUGCUCCGCAGGGCCUUGUGGGGUCUCCUUUUUGCUGUUUGCUUCUCCUGCUUGCUGGUGCAGGGUGUCCGUUUACGCAGGCUGGGCCGGGAGCGCCGGAGCCCUGGUGGCUGUGCCCUAACAGGCCUGGCGCUGGGUUUGAGUGCUGUGCAGGGCAUCAUUGCUGCCGAAUGGCUACUUCUGACGGUGCUGAGGGAGGGACGAGCUGCCUGUCAGUACCUGCCUCUGGACUUCUCACUAGCCUGCAGCUACGUGCUAGCCCUCCUACUAGCUGCGCUGACUGCUGCCUCCCUGGCUCUGUGUGGGAAGACACCUCAGUGGCGCUGCAAUGCUGUCUGGCUGCUGGUGACCUGUCUGCUGUCACUGCUGCUGUGGGUGGCCUGGGUGGGCUUCUAUCUGUAUGGCAAUGCCUGGCUGGGGAGGUCCCCAGACUGGAAUGAUCCGGCACUGGCCAUCGCUUUAGUAGCUCAGGGCUGGCUGCUGCUGAUCUUCCAUGCCAUUCCUGAAGCCCACAUCUGCCUGAGACCUCCGCCACAGCCCACUGCCCCGGAUUACUUUGACACCUCCCAGAACUCGACACGGAUGAGGGAGACCAGCUUUGACGAAGAUAUCCCCCUCUCUCACAGGCAGUUUGUCGAGAACCAGGGCUACGGAUACAGCGACGAGAACACUGCAGGCUUGAGGAGUGGUGGCAGUGCCGGGCAACACAACAGCAACACCGGUGCCAGGCCAAGCGCUCCUUUCCGCAGCAAUGUCUACCAGCCCACCGAAAUGACCAUGAUCCUGAACGGGGGAGCGGUCCCCUCUGCCCCUCCAACCUACACAGGGAGGCAGUUGUGGUGAGCGAGAGGAUUGGAUAGAGGAUGUGUGGUAGAAAAUGAAGAGGAUGGAGAGGGUGAGGAGGGAAGGAUCCAGGAUGAGGGGCCAGCCUGAUUGGAAUGAACUUAAAACAUGGGUGCCAACAGGGCCCUUUCACCCUGUGUACAGACUGGGGACUUGAGCACUGACUUUGUGCCAAUCAACUACUGUAUGUGUGUGUGUGAGACUGAGAGAAUGUAGGGUAUGGAGGACAGAGCUAAAGUUUUCUGAAGCUCUUCUAGCACACAAAUCUCUAUAGAAGGGUUAAAAAAGAGCUUGAAAUAUGACCAGCAAGUGAAACAAGAACAUGCAGAUUUGAAAGAACCAACAUGCAGUAUUAUUUUUGUUUAAUUUGCUCUCCUGAGACUAUAGCACUGUAAAGCAUCCUUGAAAACUGUGAAAUCUAUCCCUUUUUUUCUCUUUCUGUUCUAUUUCUCAUCCUGCCAGUCAGGAUGCAUUUUCUGCUGCUCCUCACAAUGUUGGUGCCCAAGUAGAAACAUUUGGCUCUGUCCUCCAUCCAUCCACAGUAUAGGUGAAGACAGAGCACAUGGGCAACUGUACAGCUUGAGCACCGCCCUCUCAAAAAGAAUCCAGCCUCUGUGGAUGUGUAUGUGCAGGAUAUGAGAGAGUGAAUGUGUGUGUGUGUGUGUAUUCCCUGCAUCUCAACUCUUGUCACCUCAACAAGCCUUCCCUCUCCAGACUGUUACCCCCAACCCUCUGGCUUCCUCCUCUUUCCCAAUCUCUGUUUCCAGCCUGCAUUUCUCUGCACCGUUUGUGAAUAUAACACAUAACUUCUCUCACUUUGCCUCAUCCUCCUCUCACCUGCAUGGACACAAAAAUGUGAAACAAGCUGUGAAGCCCGAACUGUGAUCAGCGUCAAAGUCCCUGUGGCCACAGAUGCAACAAAAGCAGCCUGGAGCACCUGAACAGAAGGACUACAAGCUGCUAAUGAACUGCUGUUAGAUAUAUGAUGGAGUAGAGUGGAUUCUGAUUGGAUGAGGAGGUCAUCAGUCAUCAGUGGGGAGGCGCUGGUCCAUGAAUCUAGGUCAGACUGCUUUGCUCUCCCACAUCUCCGGUGGCCACUGGCGGUUUGAACCAGCCAGGAGAAACUGUCACUUUAUAUCAGCAGGAAAAGGAGCAAGGAAAUGAAAUGGUCUCCUGUUCUUUGUUCCUCUAUCUGUGUUUAAGUGUGCAUAUGUGUUGUGAUUUUCUGUGUGUUGGGGAGUUGAUGGAAAAAUUCAGUCAAGGUUGCUUUCUGGUGCUAAAUUUCUUUCUUAUUACUCCUCCACACAACUUCCGAGUGAGGCGCAGGAGUGCAGAAACAACACUGACAAGCAUUAAUACAGAUACAAUAGUCAAACUGUGAGCGGCAGACUAUAUUUAGAGCGGUGGCUGGUGUGUGGAGAUAUCCUAGAGCCUUAGAAAGAUCGCAUUUACAGAGCAAGGUAAAAAGAGGGAGAUCAAACAUAAGCUCAUGCAGAGGAAUGGAGGAGGAGGAGGAGAAGGAGGAGGAGGAGGAGGGUGGAGAAAGGAGAUAGCAAAAGAAGGUCCAAGGGGAGUCUAUGCAAAGUAAAAUCUCUGUGACUUCCUUCAGUCAGCCUCCGAUCUGUGUGAGAAAAUGGCUCCCUGGUCCAUCUGUGUGUUUGUGCAUGAUUUGGGGGGGGAGCAGCCGCGCUGCUCCGCUCUGUGUGGUUGUCUUCUUUAUCUGGUGAAGCGUCUCUCCCUCCUCCUCUUCACCCUCCUCCCGUCUCUCUGUGGUCGGCGAGCUGAUUUCUCUGUGCCAAGAGGGAGUCUUGUUUCACUGGAGUCUCUGUUUCACGCCCUUUCCCUUCAUCAUGACACCGGCUCUCUCUUUCACCCGAGAAGCUGUGUACAUAGUAGUGCUGUAAAGCUUUGCUUGCUUGAUUACUUUUUUUUAACUGUAGGCUGAGUUUAGACACCAGUGUCAUAUGACCCACUGGAGCAGUGACUACUGCAAACUGUUUUUUAUCAGAUUUAUUAUUCUUUUUUUUUAACUGGUUUGCUUUGUGUUCAUACAUUUGCUUGCUGCUUCAUUACGUUUCCUUUUUUCUCUUGCUGGUGUCUUUUUUUUAACUAGCAUUUUGAAAAUGUUUUGCCAACACUAGAUAUGCUUUUAUUUUUGUUUGAUUAAUAGUCAAGGAGCAUAAUAAUCAGUCAAGACAGUGAUCCACUCACAACAACAGUUAUGGGGAUACAAACACACUUGUUUUUUAUUUUUCCAGAAAAAUGACAAUGGCUGUGAAUAAUUUUUUGGCACUUCAUGCAGUAAACAUUGACUUAUUCUGUGAUGCUUUUAGGGAUAAUCACGAAAAGCAGAUCAGAGAGGGCUGAAUAAACUAACUUCAAGCCCACCAAUAGUCAUGGUGGUGACACCUGGUCUUGCAGCAACGCUCAACUAAGAAAAGACUGAGGGUCAAACCUUGACUGCUGCUGUAUGUUUAUGUCUUACCCACUGGCUAUUCUAAAAUAGGACUGGUAUUGACAGGGCAGCUCCAUGCCCAAAGAGAGUUUGUCCUGCUACGUCAGGCUCUGUUUGGGCAAACCCUGGUCAUACACAGGCUACGUCUCCAGAUCUGUGCGCCAUAGCCCAGGAAGAACUGUCCUCUGGGUUUUGGAUCGUCAGCAGUAAGGAGACAAAGCUCUGGAGACCAAUCAGAGCUGAGGGGGGUUGAGGUUUCAAUUCUUGUGAUGUUUUCACUCAAUAUGGAGUACAAAAAAAACAAACAAUAACAUGUGACUUCGUAGAUUUUGCACUCGUCGACUACCUUUCUGUGCAUGCUUAUCACCAUUUCUACAUGUAAGACCUUUCUCAGACGUACUUUUGAAUACUAACUCUAUUUAUGUAAAGGUCAUGUGACAGCAAUCAUAAUUUCAGUGUAUAUCAGAUGACACACUUAAUGUCUGUGCUUUCUUAAACACAAAAGAGAGCUGGUUCUUGAGAAGCAAAGAGAUUAAAGUCAGGGGAAAUGGUCCAACAUCGUAUGAUUCCCCGAAAAGGAACUAUAUGCCAUCACAACUGGACCUAAUAAUUAUUUCCUAGCUGUUAGCUUGAAGACUGGAGGGGAAAAAAAGAGAAUCUUCUGACUGAUAUCGUCUCUGUGUUUAAAAUCAAAUAGACUGUGGUGAAAUUUUGCACAAAACUUCUAUAUGUUACGUUUGUCAUCCCCUGGGCAGCCCGUUGAACACCCACCCUCCCUGGGUUUGACAUGUCUUUGCCUGUCGUCUCCUGAUUUGUCUUGCCUUCAGACUGUUCCAUCAGGGCAGCUGACAGGGGUGAUAUUGGUUUUCACAGCUGUGACUGUGCAGUGACGCAGCAUGCCUAUGUAUAGAACUUGAUUCCCCUGAUUAGAAAAAUGAAAGAAAAAAAAAACAGUUAACUCUCUUGUUUCUGUAACCAAUUCAGGAAAAAAAAGUUCAAUAAAAGUGUCAUGUUUGUAGUUAUUUUUUUAUUGGAUGUGGCU
Messenger RNA from Scomber japonicus (chub mackerel), 5014 nucleotides. RefSeq names its product G protein-coupled receptor, class C, group 5, member Ba (gene gprc5ba). Gene Ontology annotation, molecular function: protein kinase binding; G protein-coupled receptor activity; protein kinase activator activity. The record is from RefSeq and is a predicted model, not a curated record. Lineage: Eukaryota; Metazoa; Chordata; Actinopteri; Scombriformes; Scombridae. The transcript is spliced from 4 exons. Gene Ontology annotation, biological process: G protein-coupled receptor signaling pathway. Gene Ontology annotation, cellular component: extracellular exosome; signaling receptor complex; intracellular membrane-bounded organelle. Bases 321 to 1517 code for a protein of 398 amino acids.